UGCAGUUUUUCUCAACCAUGGUAUGAAGACUUUUUAUUUAAAUGAAAUUUAUAUGGGAUGAUGAAUUUUUUUCCAAUUUCUACAAUCUGGUUUCACAGUUCAUCUUAGCAAAUUGCUUUUGAUGUGAUGAUCUUUGUGUAGAAGAGUCUAACAAUGGAAGUAGUAGCUUCCUCCUCUUUUUCAUCACAAUUCACCACUUUCACCAGAGUGAAGACGAAGUAUGAUGUUUUCAUCAGUUUUAGAGGUGAGGACACUCGCAAUGCUUUCACAACCCAUCUUUUCGAGGCUCUGCGCAUCAGAAAAGUUUACACCUACUUAGACGAGGUCACUCUCAAGAGAGGAGACGAAAUCUCACCUGCGCUGCUUCAAGCAAUUGAGCAAUCCAAGAUUUCUGUCAUCGUUUUCUCGGAAAAUUACGCCGACUCCUCAUGGUGUUUGGACGAGCUUGUGAAAAUUAUGGAAUGCAAGGAGAUUCUUGGGCAGCAAGUGGUUCCCAUUUUUUACCAUGUUAAUCCUUCGUGUGUGAGGAAACAAAAGGGGACUUAUGAGCUUGAACAGCAAUUUAAAGAUAAGAUGGAGUUGCAGAUUCAUGGGCAGGCAUGGAGGAAUGCUUUGACGAAAGCUGCCGAUUUGUCUGGUUGGAGUACUCACCAGAUCAGGUCUGAAUCCCAAUUAACCAAAACAAUUGUUGAAGAUAUUAUCAACAAACUGAGGUCUGUGUCUUCUUCAAGUGCUUAUUAUUUGAAGGAACUAGCCGGAAUACACAAACGCAUGGAGCAAGUUGAAUCAAUGCUACGCCUUGACUCGUCCUGUGAUCGAGUGGUUGUGGUAGGGCUUUGGGGAAUGGGGGGUAUAGGCAAGACAACCCUUGCUCGGGCUGUGUUUGACAAAAUUUCUCAUCACUUUGAAGGUUGUUGCUUUCUUUCAAAUGUCAGAGAAGAAUGGGACCAUGGAAGAAAAAAGAAUGAUUUACAAAAAAAGCUUUUCUUGGAGUUAUUGGAUGAAGAAAGUCAUAAAAAUAGGAAAAUGCUAUCCAUUUUUGACAGAGAUAGACUCCUUUAUAAGAAGGUUCUCAUAGUUCUUGACGAUGCUGAUGAUUCGGAGCAAUUGGAAUUUUUGACUCGAGAUGGUGAAUGGUUUGGGUUGGGAAGUAGAAUCAUCAUAACAACAAGAGAUGUUAAGUUGCUUAAGAAUCGAGCUGAUGAGAUAUACAAAGUUGAGGAACUGAGUUUUGAUGAAGCUUUCCAACAUUUUGAAAAGAAUGCUUUAAGAAAAAAAAUUCCAAUAGCCGAGUUUAAAGAGGUAUCAAUAAGGGCGGUAAAGUAUGCACAAGGCAUUCCACUAGCUCUUCAAGUAUUGAUGGGUUCCCUAUUUAGUUAUAAUAGCACAAGAGAAUGGAGAAGUUUACUGGAUGACUUAAAAGAUUCCCCCAAUGAAAAAAUUCAUGAUGUGCUGAAGAUAAGUUACGAUGGUCUCACUAGAAAAGAAAAAGAUGUGUUUCUUGACAUUUCAUGCUUUUUCAAAGGAAAGAAAAGAAGUUACGUGGAAGGAAUACUUAAAGGUUGUGAUUCCUUUGUUGGCAUGAGAAUAGAUAAUCUGGUUGAUAAGUCUCUCAUAACUAUUGAGAAGCGCAGAAAUUCGCUUUGGAUGCAUGAUUUGGUACAAGAAAUGGGCUGGGAAAUUGUUUUCCAACAAUCCAUUAAUGAGCCUGGAAAGCGUAGUAGAUUGUGGAAUCCUCAAGAUGUCUACAGUGUCUUCAAAACUAAUAAGGUCUCAGUUGAGGUUGAAGGAAUAUCCUUGGACAUCUCUAUGAUUAAAGCAUUAAACUUGAGCCCCGAUGUGUUCCUGGAGGCAAAGAAUCUUAGAUUGCUCAAAAUUUAUAGUGAUAACAGAAUCAACAAUGACAGAUUAUGUUUCCCUCAUGGUCUUCAAUCUCUUCCGGAUGCACUUAGGCUUCUUUACUGGGAACAUUAUCCACUCAAAACUUUGCCAUCAAGUUUCGAUCGUGAGAAGCUUGUUGAACUUAGAAUGCCAAACAGUCAGGUGGAACAACUUUGGGAUGGAGUUCAGCAUUUACCGAACUUGGAGGUUAUCGAUCUGAGUCACUCCAAGAACCUGACCUGUAUUCCAGACUUGUCUCAAUCUUCUAAUCUUGAAAUGAUAAAUCUGGAGCAUUGCAUAAAUUUGCUCCCUGUUACAUCACAUUUCCAAAAUCUUGAAAAGCUUACUUAUUUGUAUAUGAAUUAUUGUGCAAAGCAAACAAGUCCUCCCAACUUAAGGCCGGGUCUCGCACAACUUGAACUUAGGGGCUGUCAGAAUCUUAAAAACAUUCCAGAAAUAAAGGGAAAUAUGGUUGAAAUAGAUUUAAGUGAGACUCCAAUAGAAGAAUUGCCUUCAUCUAUUGGUUCCUUGGACCAACUCAUGUAUUUGACUCUUGUGAACUGUAAAGGCCUUAAGAGUCUUCCUUCAAGCAUUUCCCAGUCGCAAUGCUUGGCUGGACUUAAUCUUUCUGGCUGCUCAUCUUUUGAAAAUUUACCAGAUCUUCCAACGAGUCUCUGCGACUUAAAUUUGAGUGGAACAGCAAUACACCAACUGCCCACGUCAAUUGAAACUCUUGCUUAUCUCGAUAGGAUUUAUUUAAGGGAUUGCAAAAGGCUGAAAAGUCUGCCUACCUGUAUUUACAAGUUAAAGCAACUAUUACUUCUUGAUAUAAGUGGUUGCUCUAAAAUUGACAACUUCCCCGACAUUUUAGAGCCUAUGGAGCAAUUAGCUUUCCUUUAUUUAUCUGGAACAGCUAUUAAAGAGCUACCUUCUUCAUUAGUUCAAAAUCUACCUAAUCUUAGAGAAUUGGACUUGGGAAUGUGUGAAAGCUUGAGAUCCUUGCCUGAGCUACUAAUAAACAUAACUCUAAAUGCACAAGGUUGCACAUCAUUAGAAACUCUAUCUUUUUCGAGGAGGAAAUACACAGAGCCUAAUGACCAAUCCAUACUUAAAGAUGCAACAAAUAAUUUCCUCUUACUUUUGAAUUGUCUAAAGCUGGACCAUAACACACGCAGCAUCAUAAUAGCUGUUGGGCAGUUCAGAAUUAUUUGCAUUGCAGUUCGAAUAUGGUUAGAUGACGGCAACUGGGGGGAGUAUUAUAGGCGCCAUGUUUGUAUUUGCUAUCCUGGCAACGAAAUUCUAGAGUGGUUCAACUAUAUUGCAGGUUCUUCAGAGGUUGUCCCACUACCUUCGAAUUGGUACAAUUCCAAUUUCUUGGGCUUUGCUCUAUGCUUUGUAGUUGAAUUUGAGGAGUACAACUAUUAUCUUGAAGGUUUAAGAUUUCUAAUUGAGUUUCAAGGGACGACUAAGUCAGGUGAAUGUCACAAAUCCAGUCGUAUUUUGGAGAUGGCUACUUCUACAUAUGCUAAGACAUCAAGUAAAACAAGAGCUGAAAUUCUUGAUUCAGACCACGUAUUCAUGUUGUACGAGUACAGAAGCUUUCUUGCUUGUCGAGAAAUAGAAGAAGAAGAUGAUAACAUUACUGGAGUCUCAUUUUUAAUCUGUCCAGUAGGUGAAGAUGACACAACACCUAUUCACUCAUGUAGAAUGAAAUCAUAUGGUAUCCGCUUGUUGUAUGUUGAAGAAGCUCAGCAAUUUGGUCUCUUAACUAAACCUGAUAAUGAUCAGAAAUUAAAACUAGAAGAAGUAGAAGAAGAAGAAGAUGUUGAUGACAUCUUUGGCAACUUUAGUUCCAAUGGUUGUGAACCGGGUGAAAAUACAAAAGAAGAUGAUGAUGAAUCAAACAUAAUUGAUUUAAAUGACUCUGCUGUAGAUUAUGUUGAAAAAGAACGAGAAGGUCCUCCUCUUAGCUUAAACUGGCCUGAACCAAGUAGAUGCCAUGAAACUCUUAACAAUGUCUCUGCUGAUGCAACAGAACGCGAACAAGAACCAACUGGAAGUGAAAUACAACCCUACUCUGCUGCAGAAAAUCACGAAGAAAAUGUCAAACCAAGCCAGAGUGGGACUAUGGACUUUAUUGAAGCUGACAAUGAGGAUCUAAAUUCAUUUUCAAAUGGUUGCUUACUGUUUCUCUCCCAUAUUAAAGCUAUUUGCCUGGGGAUUUUGGGGAAUAAAUCUGGUCCCGAGUUUAAUCAAGAAUCAUCAUCUUCAUCUGGAUCAGUCCAGGAGCAACUUCAGGCUCUGAGAAGUACAAUACAAAAUCUUCAAUCAGAGAACGCUAAGUUGCGAGAUGAGAACCAUCAGCUUUCACAGCAGGUAAAGGGAAAGAAAAUCUCACCCAGUCUUAAGUGUAGAGCUUAGGUGGCGAUGUGUACAUAUGCGGCCGCUUGACCACCACGGCCAAGGUGUUUCUCAGAGGAACUAGGGGUUAACCCUAUUUUUGCCGCUUAGGUUGGCAGGUUGUAAUUUUUACACUGUAAUGACCAUUUUGGAUUGUAAAUAACUUUGUAAACACUUUUAUGGGUCCAUGUACAGUUUUAUGUUUUAAAUAAAAUAUAUCCAUUCCUUUU
Molecule: messenger RNA, 4511 nt
Organism: Humulus lupulus (European hop)
Lineage: Eukaryota; Viridiplantae; Streptophyta; Magnoliopsida; Rosales; Cannabaceae
Product: TMV resistance protein N-like
Exons: 7
Coding region: 154-4302 (1382 amino acids)
Biological process (GO): signal transduction; defense response
Molecular function (GO): ADP binding
Source: RefSeq, a predicted model, not a curated record